Synchiropus splendidus (mandarinfish) is the source of this 3987-nucleotide messenger RNA. It is a transcript of the gene slc19a3a, whose product is annotated as solute carrier family 19 member 3a. Bases 2007 to 3488 code for a protein of 493 amino acids. The record is from RefSeq and is a predicted model, not a curated record. Gene Ontology annotation, biological process: vitamin transport; transmembrane transport. Gene Ontology annotation, molecular function: vitamin transmembrane transporter activity. Lineage: Eukaryota; Metazoa; Chordata; Actinopteri; Syngnathiformes; Callionymidae. The transcript is spliced from 7 exons. Gene Ontology annotation, cellular component: plasma membrane.
UGUGCUCGUUUGUUUUGACACGUUUGUUGAAAAAACAAUCAACUUCUGUUAAACAUUCUUUCCACACAAAGCUCGCCCUUUAAUCCUGCUUCUUGUGUUGGUCUUUGGUUAUUCUAUAAGCGUUGACAAAACAGUAAAUAUCAUAGGUGAUGAAAAUACAUUUUGUGUAAAUCACUAAAAAGAGUAAAACUAAUGUGAGGUAUUCUCCUGUAUGUUAUAGGUGAUGCAUAUCCUACUGUUGGGUCAUACUUUAUUUUGAAGGGAGAGGAAGUGACGUUUUCACUGUUCGUGUUGUUGAAGUUGGCGACCGGGAGUGCGUUGCACACUUGGGAGAACUACAACCUCCUUGUCAUCUUUCGUGUCAAACUCAUGACACGGCUACACGAAAAAGAAGGCAGAUGGAUUUGUUUCAGGUUUAGACCAGGGGUGGCCAACAGGUGGUCACAGCCUGGCAGCUGAAGGGAGCUCAGGUCAGCCGUGGCACAUGACAAAACACAAAUGAACUCGGAGAAGAUAAAAGCCUUUGCUCGCUCAUAAUGUUGCGGCUUGAGUUGGCAAGCUCGGACCGUGUACACCAACCUUCAUUAUAGCGCCCAUUUCUCACCCCAUAUAUAAAUGUAUAUAUAUAUUUGGCCUCUUCUUAAUGAAUUGUUUGUACCAUGAGUAUUAUUUGCUUGUUUGCACUUAAGCGUGUGGCACUAUGAUUGUUUCUGUGAUUUGGAGUUUGGUUCUAGCAAAGAUCUCCACGUGCAUAUGUCAAUUAUCAUCAAUGUCUGAAACAUUUUGGACAGCUUGUGUCUUCUUCUGUGCUCGAACUUCCCUCAGUGGAAAGCUAUGCCUCAUGUCUGCAGUUCACCCGGUGAGACCAGACUUGUCAUCAGAAUGACAACAGUCUGGUGACCAAGUUGGACACGACAGUUAAUAUGCAGAAACUUUGGACCCACUGCGACCUUCUGACCCAAUUUCAGAGCUGCAAUUUGGGAGGGAACUAUUCUGUAAUAAUGCUAUCAUCAGAAUCAAACAUAUACAGAAUGAAAUCAGGAAAAACGCAACAUAGGUUAACAAGAGUUUUUUUUUUUUUUUUUUUUUCUUAAAUCAGGAUGCAGCGGCCCCAGAACCCGAUUAUAAGAGCUACAUUCUGAUGCACCGAUCGAUGCUUGUUGAUCAAGCUUUAUAUGUGAACAUUUCCUACCACCGAAGAAAGAAACGGUUUGGCACAGGUGUCCUUUAUAAUAUGCUGCCAUCUAGUGGCAGCAUAUUGUUAAACCUCUCCUGUCUCCUCACCGGACCGUGUUCGGUCACCUCCAAGGCUGGAGCGCGCACUCCAGGGUUUAAUGUCCUUUUCCUCGGCUGGAGAUCGGACAGGGAUGAGUCGAGUCUUGGAUAGAGCGUUAUUUCGGUUUAUUUCUUCACAGCUCGAACUUGACACGUACCGGGCACUUCUACACUUCUUCUUCCCAGAGAGACGUCAGUCUCCCGGCAACCCCUCCCACCCGCUAUUGAAUUCAUGAUGUUGCCGUUGUUGCUGAACCUGACGCAAAAUUACACGAAACAAAAACUUAAAAACAACUUGUUGGACCCUGUGAACGCCAGGAAAAUCGAAGAAAGUCGAAUUCUGGCGAUUCCAAAAAAUUGGUCCUGAGUCAAGGCCUUCAAAAUGCCAAAAUAUUACAUUUUUUCAACGUUAAAAAAUAUUUCUAAAAAAAACAAAAAAAAAAAACAAUUGAAUUAUAAUGAAGACUGGAGUAACAGCAUGUACUUGUUUUAUUUGUCCUUUGCUGUAAAGGAAAUCAAUAUUUUAACUGAUGCGACUGUAUUGGUGGUUGGUUGUUGUUGACUGUUGUGGAGGCACAAAUGUGAACUGUGCGGUACACUUUAUUUUGUUACAUCAACAUUAAACCAUGCAGUCUUUAAUGCAGUAUACCGAGAUAGAACACUGGAAACAGACUUUAAUAAAUAAUUGACUGCUUAAGUGUUUAGGAACGAUAUCAUUAUCACUGUUUUCGAUGGAGACACGUGUGAAUAGAGCUGUGUCAUCAGCCAGUUGCUCUUUGACCUGGUUGUUAAUUGACAACCAAAAAGGACUCUACAAAAGCCCACAGGGCGAGCGCACCUGGACACAACACGCAAUCAUGCAGAGAGGAACUAAGUGGAGGUCGGACUGGAAGUAUCCCACUUUUCUGCUGUGCACCUAUGGAUUUUUCACCUCAGUGAAGCCCAUUGAGCCCUUUCUACUUCCAUACAUGACGGGUCCGGACAAGAACUUGACGACAGAACAGGCCACUAAUGAGAUUUACCCUGUGUGGACGUACUCCUACCUCUCUGUGCUGGUGCCGGUCUUCCUGCUUACCGACUGGCUGCGUUACAAGCCCGUAGUGGUCUUCCAGGGUGUGACAGUCUUCAUCACCACAGCACUAUUGCGAUGGACCACAACUGUUCCUGCCAUGCAAGUGGUCCAGUUCUUCUACGGAGUGGUGACAGCCAGCGAGGUAGCCUACUUCUCCUACAUCUACAGCAUGAUUGAUGUGAAGAACUACAGGAAGGCCACCUCCUACUGCCGUGGGGUCCAGCUGCUGGCAUACACGGUGGGCUCCGUGCUGGGCCAGCUGCUCAUCAGCUUCACACUGAUGUCCUACAACAACAUCCUGGUGUUCACCAUGGUUCUGAUUGGCAUCGGACUUUUCGCCUCGCUUUUCUUACCAAUGCCAGAGCAGAGUAUGUUUUUCCACCCCAAGAAAGAGCAGCAAGAGGAGGAAGAAAAGGAGGACGUGAGCGAGAAUUCUAAAGACAAGUUAAGUUGUGGUCGAGUGUUGCUAAUGCUGUGGAGAGACUUCUUACAAUGCUACUCAUCGAGGCGGCUGCUCUACUGGUCGGUGUGGUGGGCCAUGGCCACCUGCGGAUACAACCAGACUGUGAACUACAUACAGGUGCUGUGGGAACAUCAGCAGCCGUCACAAAAUCUAAGCAUCUACAACGGCGGCGUGGAAGCAGUGUCCAGCUUGUUAAGCGCGGCAACAGCCUAUGGCAUUGGUUUCACUCAAGUCAGAUGGGAGCUGUGGGGCGAGCUGGCUCUUGGAGGCUUUUCUGGGCUGGCAGCCGUCGUGCUCUUCCUGAUGACCUUCAUAGGGAACAUCUGGGUCUGCUACACAGGCUAUGCCGUUUUCAAGUGCCUGUACAUGCUGCUGAUAACAAUCGCCAUGUACCAGAUUGCAACGGAUCUGACAAUGGACAGAUAUGCACUGGUGUUUGGUGCCAACACCUUCGGAGCUUUGGUUCUACAGACCAUCCUCACUUCUGUUGUUGUGGAUCAAAGAGGGUUGGGUCUCGACAUCAUUUCUCAGUUCACCAUUUACUCCAGCUACUUUGCAAUCAUUGCUGUGGUGUUUUCACUGAGUGGCGUGUUGACUCUUUGGAAAGCACGAAGACACAAUAGAGAAGACAUUCCUCCAGACAAAAAUCAAAGCCCCAUCCAGGAACACAGACUGUAAAAGAAACAUCGAUUGCAACCACGAAGAUAUUUUCAAAUGAUUCAGAGCGACGGUGUGACCUGCCAAAGUGGUUUUGUCAUUUCUUAAUUAAAAUUCAUUUUAAUAUGUUUACAAUAAAUAUGUACACUGCAUUGAAAAUUCAGUCGAACCUGUUGAAUUGUUGAUUCCAGUUCAUCCUUGAACAUCAGCGAGACGGAUGGCGACCAAGUCCCCUACUGCCGCCAAUAAAACGUGCAUUCUUGCUAACAGAACAUUUUAUGUAAAAUUGUCACUAAUAAACAGUUCUCAACAAAUGCAGUUACCAGCAGUACCAGGUAUGUUUUCCAAAUGACUCAUUUGUCCUUAAAAAUCUUGUGAGCGUGAUACAAAUACCGAUAUGAACAAGAGCAGAUGUCCUUAAAGAUAAAUAUAUACAGCAUUGCAGCAUUUUGAAUAGAAUAUACUGUUCCCAAAUAACUUACGUUUCCAGCUGUUUCAUCCAACAAUAGGCUCAGAGUAA